GUUCACACUGAUGACCAAAAUGGCGGAUUCCGUGCCGGAACUUGUAGAGGGCUGUCGUCUUCCCGUGCUCAGAAAAAAUCAAGAAAACGAAGACGAAUGGCCAUUGGCAGAAAUUCUCAGUGUCAAAGAAGUCCCUGGGAAAAAGCUCUACUAUGUUCACUACAUUGACUUCAACAAGCGGUUGGAUGAGUGGGUCACUCCAGACCGGCUGGACAUGAAAAAGCUCCAGUUCCCUAAAAAGGAGGCGAAGACACCCACAAAGAAUGGCCUACCUGGCUCUCGGCCCAGCUCACCAGAACGAGAUGUGAGGAAGAGUCUAGAUCUCAACGUUCAAACUGCUUCAGCACCUUCCAGAGGCAAAACCCUUCCCACACCGAAGAGGAAAGCAGAGUCAGUCUCCUUAGCAUCGCAAGUUUCUGCCGCAACAUCAGUGCCUUCACUCCCGAGUUCAACAGAGGUCUCACAGGCGUCUGUGUAUCCCACAGUCCGGGAAACUUUCAGUACCAAAUCCAGAGAUGAGCACGAGCACCUCACCUCCCUCACCACGCAAAACGGCACAGCGCGUCGUCUCAUUCCGUCUCAGCCCGGUAGAAAAAGGAAAAACUGCGGCACAGAUGAGAUGAUAAAGGUAUUCCAGUAUAGCAGCCCUCGCAGUGCCACUGGCUUUCUGCCGCCAGGAGAGGACUCGCAGGACAGCUCGGACGGUAUCCCCUCCGCGCCUCGCAUGACCGGUAGUCUGGUCUCCGACCGUAGCCACGAUGAUAUCAUCACACGCAUGAAGAACAUCGACUGCAUUGAGCUGGGCCGCCAUCGACUCAAGCCCUGGUACUUUUCACCGUACCCGCAGGAGCUGACCGCGCUGCCAAUCCUCUACCUCUGCGAGUUCUGUCUCAAGUACCUCAAAAGCCUAAAGUGUCUGCAAAGGCAUUUGACAAAAUGCAAUCUCCGACAUCCUCCAGGAAAUGAAAUCUACCGCAAAGGGACUAUCUCAUUCUUUGAGAUUGACGGCAGGAAAAACAAGACAUAUUCACAGAACUUGUGUUUACUGGCAAAAUGCUUUCUGGACCAUAAGACCCUGUACUACGACACAGACCCCUUCCUCUUCUACGUAAUGACGGAGUAUGACUCCAAGGGCUUCCAUAUAGUUGGCUACUUUUCUAAGGAAAAAGAGUCGACUGAGGAUUAUAACGUGGCCUGUAUUCUGACUUUACCACCAUAUCAGAGGAGAGGCUACGGCAAACUGCUGAUCGAGUUCAGUUAUGAGCUUUCCAAGGUUGAAGGGAAGACAGGCACCCCGGAGAAGCCCCUGUCUGAUCUGGGCCUGCUAUCCUACCGCUCCUAUUGGUCUCAGACUAUUCUCGAGAUCCUCAUGGACCUUAAAUCAGAAAAUGGAGAGAGACCACAAAUCACCAUUAAUGAAAUCAGCGAGAUAACCAGCGUAAAGAAAGAGGAUGUAAUAUCAACCCUACAGUACCUCAACCUCAUCAAUUACUACAAGGGGCAGUACAUCCUCACACUCUCAGAGGACAUCGUAGAAGGUCACGAACGUGCCAUGCAUAAACGACACCUUCGCAUCGACCCCAAAUGCCUGCAUUUUACACCAAAAGACUGGAGCAAGAGGGGCAAGUGGUAGGAGACGUACUACACCGUGACCUCUGGGACUGAAGCUUGGAGAACUGCAAAGUUUAAUAGACUACAUUGCAGGAGUCGAUUUACAGACUUUUUUUGUCCUAAUCAGAGAUGAUUUAAAAGAGAAAAAAAAAAAUAUCGUUACUGCCCUUUGUUCUAGUGAUUGUGCUUAUGUGACCAUCAGAUUUGUCCUCGUGUACCCUUUUUACGAUUCUUCCUCAGAUUGGUGUUUUUCAAGAAGAGAAAGUGAAUUUGCUUUUCUGACGUCUUUGAUUCAUCCACCUUCUCCUUCUCUGAUGGCCCCUAUCUUCAUCACUGUCUUGCUCCUGUUAUUCAUCCUCGCUUUGGGUUUUAAUGAAUUACUUCACAGUAACAACAACAACAAACAAACACUUUGUCUCCCAGUGCUCUCAAAUCAGAUGAAACUCUUAUCACAGACUUUAUUAUUAUUAUUAUUAUUAUUAUUUUUUAUCCAGCACAUCCACCUGUGGAUUCUACGCACAAGCAACAUCAAGCUAAAGCUACCCUGAUGUUUAUUCUUUGGUAUUUGUACAUAAUAUACACCACAUUCUCUUCUUUUUGUAAAGGAUGUUUUUAACCUUGGUAUUGCAUCUCUCUGUGGGGGGAAUUUAACAAAAAAGAAAAAGAAAUUGCAUGGGGAUGUCCGUGGAAAAAAAAACAACAACAAAAAACAAAACAAGCCAUGUCGAACUGUUACGAGAAUGUAAAUUUGGAUUCGUGUACAGCUGUCGAUCUUUUGUUUUUUGUUUUGGGUAAAAAGAACUGAAUGUAAACCGUGAAACACUCGUGGCAUAGUAUUUUAAUUUAAGGUAAAGACGACUAUUUUCUGUAAAAAUCCCCGUCCCAUGAUUUAGAGAGAUCUGUAACACGAAAAAAAGAUUUCUAUUAGUGUUUCUUCCCUCACUUAAUGUUAACUAUAUCGAUGACGAGGAGCAGUUUUUGUUAUUUUCUAUGUAGUGGCAUUCUGUUUUCCCAUCUACUUCCACAUAGACCGUUCACUCCCUCGAGUGUCAUGUAAUUUCUCUUUACAGUCUUCAUUAAAUGCCACAAGGUGGAACCACUUUUA
Messenger RNA from Hemibagrus wyckioides, 2716 nucleotides. RefSeq names its product K(lysine) acetyltransferase 5b (gene kat5b). Gene Ontology annotation, molecular function: histone acetyltransferase activity. Gene Ontology annotation, biological process: regulation of DNA-templated transcription. The transcript is spliced from 15 exons. The coding region runs from base 11 to 1633 and encodes 540 amino acids. The record is from RefSeq and is a predicted model, not a curated record. Lineage: Eukaryota; Metazoa; Chordata; Actinopteri; Siluriformes; Bagridae.